GCAGAUCAUCAGUUGAACAUGGAAGGACAGGUCUGAUCUCCACCUAACCACAUCCCCGCAUUAAUAUCGCACACGCUCUGGGUACCGUACCAUGAAUCGAUCAGUUCCACCUCCAGUCUUCUACAAUCCUGGAGGUGUUCGCAAGAAGCCUGCGAACCAACAGCAACGUGUGGCCAUCAGAUGGAUUCAAGAGUUCCCUAAUCAAGGCCCAACCGGAUCCCGCGGAGAGCCAAGCACACGUAUUGUGGAUGAUGAGGAGACUGAGGUCAAUCGCGAAUCAAAAUUAUAUCGAAUAACAUCGACUGGCGAAAGACAACUUAGAGCUCCUCUAUUGAAUGCUUACCUUCUCGCUGACGCGCCACUUCGAUUGUCUAUCGGAUCACAGCGCGACCCGUUUUCAACCCUCCCAGUACCUUGGAAGCCUCCAUAUGGAAUCAUCACAAGCUAUUUCAAGUAUGCCAUAGCUCCAGCUAUCGUUGAAGAGAGCUUCGAGCCGGAAGGCAAAACUCGGCAGGAAGCACUGGAAGACAUUGAAUGGCCCAUGGCUUUGUCUGUGCAGACGAAUGAUCCAGCCUUGUUCUUCGCCGCUCUAGCUAUGUCAUGCGUUCAUCUCCCCGAGACGCAUGAGUUCAGUCCUCAGAGCAACUCUUUCUUCUUCCGAUGGCUUUCAUCCAAGUGUGUCGAGUACCUGAAUAAGUCUCUCGCGAAUCCGGCUCGCGCAUGCAGCGACGGCACUUUGAUCGCGGUAACCUUCAUCUCAUUCUGCGAGAGUAUGGCUGGGAAUCACCGAAUUGCAGCAACAAUUCAUCAACCAGGUCUGCGACAGAUGGUCAAUACACGCGGUGGCUUGGAUUCCAUCGCGAAAGCUUCUGCUGUCGGUGAACGUGUCACAAAAGCAAUCUCUGCGCUAGACAUCGUGGUGGCCUCCAAGUUCGGCUGCACUCCGAUAUUUGAAGACUCGUACGCUCUUGCUCUCCAGGAUGUAGAGAUGACUGAUAUUGUGUCGAGAAUCAAAAAGACUGCGGAGGGCCGUCUAGAUCCCGCUUCUCCGAUACCAAGGACAGUCAUAUUGACACAGCGGCUCAAAGAUCAUGACAUCUUCUCGACCAGCAGUCCCGCCCGUUCAGACGCUGCGACCGCUGCCACUCCUCGAGAUGUAAACGAAGUUUACGAUACCCACGAUCCGUUCUGACUCGAAUCGCACGAUUUUAAGGAAAUGAUGGGAUCUCUCAGCUUGUAUCAGCUGGUCAUUCGAAUGUGUAUCAUACUUCGGUCAAGGCGACCUCCCACCGACCGGUUGUCAAAGUUGCUUGCAGACGCAGAGCAGCUGUUGAGGCAAGUCAAAACUGAGAAAGACGAGCCCUGACGAAUGCGG
Messenger RNA from Aureobasidium pullulans EXF-150, 1375 nucleotides. RefSeq lists its product as uncharacterized. The record is from RefSeq and is a predicted model, not a curated record. The coding region runs from base 92 to 1192 and encodes 366 amino acids. NCBI's taxonomy places the organism in Eukaryota, Fungi, Ascomycota, Dothideomycetes, Dothideales, Saccotheciaceae. The transcript is spliced from 2 exons.